Messenger RNA from Ectocarpus sp. CCAP 1310/34, 2068 nucleotides. The record is from the annotation of a GenBank genome assembly. Lineage: Eukaryota; Phaeophyceae; Ectocarpales; Ectocarpaceae.
CAGCAGCAACUGCGUGGGGCCUCAAAGAACAGCGCCUAUGAGGCGACCCUGAAGGCGAUGCUCAAGGCGGCGCGGAAGAAGCCCAGCAUCGCGAGGUGGAGAGCAAUGGAAACGUUCUUCGAGGGCUAUGUACGGCAGCUCGAGAAGAAGAGCCGCGAGGGGGAUCAGGCGGGUUUCUUCAGGCACCUGAAGAUGAUCGACGUCGAAGGUGAGAGGUGGUUCACCUCUCAGAACAUCAAGGACGAGGACGGCAAGGUCCUUCGGGACCCCACGUUUAUUCACCAACGGUGGGCACGGUGGUUCCACAAGCUUCUCAGCACCAAGUCGCCGACCAUCGACCUGCAUGCGGCUGACAAGAUCAAGCGGUGGCCCACGUGCGUGCCACUCGACGACAUCCCAUCUCUACUUGAGGUUGAGAAAGCGAUGCGGGAAAUGGCCAACAGAAAGGCCGUCGGGCCGGACGACCUACCCGCUGAGCGGAUCAAGCUUUUCCUGGACGGAGAUCAAGGUCUCCUCCGCGAGGUCAGCGCCACUGUCGUGGACGUGUGGCAGACGGGGGACAAACCACAGCAGUGGAAGGAUGCCACCAUCGAAGUGCUGUUCAAGAAGGGGGACACGAUGGAGUGCGGCAACUACCGGGGCAUCUCUCUCGUCGCACACGCCGGCAAGGUGCUGCUUAAGGUCGUCGCUACACGACUGAGCCACUACUGCGAGCGAGAGGGCAUCCUCCCGGAGGAGCAGAGCGGUUUCCGCCCACACCGGUCGACGCUCGACAUGCUGUUCGCCAUCCAGCGGCUCCAUGAGCUCGCGAGGAAGAAGAGUACUGCGGUGUUCGCGUGCUUCGUCGACCUCACCAAGGCAUACGAUUCGGUGGACCGAGACAUACUGUGGGACGUGCUCCGACGCUUCGGCGUGCCCCCGAAGAUGCUGGCGGUCAUUCGCCACUUCCACGAGGGCAUGAGGGCGCGGGUUCGAACGGACGACGGGCAGUACUCGGAAUGGUUUGACGUCGGCCAAGGUCUCCGACAGGGGUGCAACCUGGCCCCGCUGCUGUUCAACUUGUUCUCUGCCGCGAUGCGCAUGGUCGCAGUGACCGAGUUCGACAAGGACCCCAAGGUGACGGCGGAUAUGAUCAAGAUCGCAACACGAGUGGAGUGCACGGGCAAGAGGGGCAGGUCGGCGGGGAAGAAGGCGAUGAUGGUGACGGUCGCAGAGGCCCUGUGGGACAUGCUCUACGCUGACGACGCGGCCAUCGUCUCGCUCACGCCGGAGAGCCUCGAAAAGAUGAUGUCCAUCAUCGUGCGCGUGGCCGGCCUGUUCGGACUGAUGGUAUCGGAGCCAAAGACGGAGAUCAUGUGCAUGCUGCCGAAAGGGAUCGAGGAACGCCCGUUCACGGUCAGCGCCGCCAGCCAGACGUACAAGCAGCGAGAUCUUUUUGUGUACGUCGGACGUACCAUCUCAGCGGACCGGAAGGCCGACCGGGAGAUCACGAGCCGCAGCUGCCGAGCGUGGAAGUGCUACCGCCGGACCAGAGCUUCGAUGUACGACAGGCGACGGGCCGACCGCCAGCUCAAGAUCCGGCUACUCCAGGCUGAAGUGGUGGAGACUCUCCUACAUGGGUGCGCCUCGUGGAGCCUAACAGCGGAGCACUACACGAAGCUCAAUAGGACCCACCGCCAGUUCCUUACACGGUGCAUCGGCUGGAGCAAGCGGAAACGCUCAGACCGCCCCCUGUCCUAUGACCAGGUCCUCAUCCAGGCAGGGUGCGAGGAAACCAUCGAGGCCACCGUUCGCAAACGUAGACUGUGUUUCGCGGGCUUUGUUAUGCGCAUGGAGGACAACCGCCUCCCCAAGCGCAUGCUGUUAGGAGCGAUGGCGGGGGGCGUCGGAUACCGGGGCGGGCAGGAGAGCGACUGGGUGUCUCGUCUAGGAGAGGACCUCGUGGCCUUCAACAAGAGAAACGAAAAGGAAUGGGGGAAAUGGAAAGAGAGCGCCUAGGCCCCGGAGGUGUGGUACAACAAGGUCGAGGACGGGGCAGCAUGGUUCUUGAGGAAAUGGCACAGGCAGA